CUUCCCGCUGGAGCACCUCCUCUCUGCCCCGUCCGCCAGCGAUCCCCCACUCCCGGCCCUGUUCCAGCCGCACCCCUGGGUCUGGCCCCAUUGCCAUGAGCUGCUUCGAGGAGGAGGGCAGCUGGAGCCUGUCCUUCGCGGGCGCGGGUUUCCUGAGUCUCUACCACGUGGGGGUGAUCCACUGCCUGAGGCAGCGCGCCCCGCGCCUCCUCCGCGGCGCCAGCCGCUUCUACGGCUCCUCGUCCGGGGCGCUCAUCGCCGUCAGCAUCGUCAGCGGCAUGUCUGUCGAUUUGUGCUGCUCGCGCAUCCUGGCCAUGGUUAAGCGAGUGGAGCAGCUGAGUCUGGGCGUCUUCCAGCCCUCCUUCAUGCCCGUCGAGACCGUCAGGCAGGGCCUGCAGGACUCGCUGCCCGCCGACAUCCACAUCCUGGCCUCCCAGCGGCUGGGCAUCUCGCUGACCCACUGGCCCAACGGCGAGAACUUCAUUGUCACCAACUUCGCCACCCGCGAUGAGGUCAUUGAGGCCCUGGUCUGCACCAUUUUCCUCCCUUUCUACUGUGGGACGAUUCCUCCCACGUUCAGAGGGAAGCGCUACAUUAAUGGCACUCUAAGCAACAACAUACCCUUCGCGGACUCACCCUCCACCAUCACCGUGUCGCCCUUCCACGGGACGGCGGACAUCUGUCCCCAGAGCAGCUCGGCUAGCACACACGAGCUGAAUGUCUUCAACGCCAACUUCCAGAUCUCCACCGAGAACUUCUUCCUGGGCAUCAGCUCCCUCAUGCCCUCCAGCCCCGAGGUAGUGGCCGACAGCUGCAGACAAGGCUACCUGGAUGCCCUGAGGUUCCUGGAGAGACGCGGACUCACCGAGGAGCCAGUGCUGUGGAGCUUUGUGUCUAAGGAGCCCCCAGCCCCAGCUGAUGGGACCCCAGGUGCUGCUCAUGACAGAGGCCUGUCGCUCAACUGGGCAGUGCCCAACGUGCUGGUCAAGGACGUGCCCGACUUUGAGCAGCUCUCCCCAGAGCUGGAGGCUGCACUGAAGAAAGCCUGUACGCGGGCCCCCAGUACCUGGGCCUCUUUUUGCCGCUCGGGGCCUGGGCGGGCGCUGACGUACCUGCUGCUGCCUUGCACGCUGCCCUUUGAGUACGUCUACGUCCAGAGCAGAAGAUUGGUGGCAUGGCUGCCGGACAUGCCGGCCGACUUGUGGUGGAUGCAAGACUUGCUGAGGAGCUUGGCCCUCGAGGUCUAUUCCAGGACGAAGGACCCGCUCCUCAGGUUGGUCAGCCUGCUUGUCACCAGCCCCCUCCAGCCUAAGGCUGCUCCUCUCGAGGACCUGGCCAAGGAGCCCAGACCCGCCCAUCAGGCCUGAGGGGACCGUGCCAGCCCAGCCCAGCCACUAGCCUCCCCUGACUCCCAUCGUGGCCCUUGUCCCGUGCCCACAUCUGCCCCCAGUCCUUGAGUCCUGACCCAUCUCCUGGAGCUCAGAGCCUGAUCCCUAGCCCAGGGUGGGCACUGGAAUUGUCAGCCACAUGGAGGGUGGAGAGGACAGACUCUUGUCCCAGGCCAUGUGGGCAGGUGGCCCCCAGGAGUGAGAAGAGCCCCCCGAGUCUCUCCGUAGCCCCUGCUCCUGGGGCUUCAGGUUCUUCUUUUCCGAGUGAGGCGCAGCCUCUUGGUACAGCCCCAGGUCAUCCUCCCAUCUCAACACAGGGAGGAAGGAAGCCAGGGGCUGAGACACAUGUCUGGUUCUGGAAUUUCCAUUUGGGGGACUUGGGGCAGCGUCUCCAGGAAUAAGGGCUUGGGCGUGUCAUAGAGCAGCGUGCAGGGAGCUUCAGGGAAGGUGGAGAAACGGGCAUACCAGAUCCCUGGCUUCCCUGGGGGCUCAAAAGGUAAAGAACCCGCCUGCAAUGCAAGAGACCUGGGUUUGAUCCCUGGGU
This is a messenger RNA of Capra hircus (goat), 1932 nucleotides long. RefSeq names its product patatin like phospholipase domain containing 5 (gene PNPLA5). NCBI's taxonomy places the organism in Eukaryota, Metazoa, Chordata, Mammalia, Artiodactyla, Bovidae. The coding region runs from base 96 to 1367 and encodes 423 amino acids. Gene Ontology annotation, cellular component: lipid droplet; cytoplasm; membrane. The transcript has 9 exons. The record is from RefSeq and is a predicted model, not a curated record. Gene Ontology annotation, biological process: lipid homeostasis; triglyceride catabolic process. Gene Ontology annotation, molecular function: triacylglycerol lipase activity.